Messenger RNA from Sphaeramia orbicularis (orbiculate cardinalfish), 1729 nucleotides. RefSeq names its product secretogranin V (gene scg5). Gene Ontology annotation, biological process: neuropeptide signaling pathway; regulation of hormone secretion. The coding region runs from base 48 to 782 and encodes 244 amino acids. Gene Ontology annotation, cellular component: secretory granule. The transcript has 6 exons. The record is from RefSeq and is a predicted model, not a curated record. Lineage: Eukaryota; Metazoa; Chordata; Actinopteri; Kurtiformes; Apogonidae. Gene Ontology annotation, molecular function: enzyme regulator activity.
UCGCCUUAUCGUGGAAAAUUUGCAAGAGUUUAUUUUGGAAAACGGAAAUGCUUGAUUCCACUGUGUCUGACUUGGGGAGGAGACGGAAGGACCUUCCAUCAGAGACACGACCGGUGGUAGACAUGGGCUCGGCGGUGCGGUUGUCACUCCUCGGCCUCCUCCUGGUCUUGCUGGUCGGCAGGGCUCCAGCCCGCAGCCCCCGCACGGCGGACGAGGUGUCUGAGGCCGACAUCCAGCGCCUCCUGCACGGCGUCAUGGAGCAGCUGGGCAUCGCUCGGCCCCGGGUGGAGUAUCCAGCACAUCAGGCUACAAACAUAGUGGGACCACAGAGCAUUCAGGGUGGUGCUCAUGAGGGGCUGCAGCACCUCGGCCCUUAUGGCAACAUCCCAAAUAUAGUGGCUGAACUGACAGGAGACAAUGUUCCCAAAGACUUCAGUGAUGACCACGGCUACCCAGACCCUCCAAACCCAUGUCCCCUAGGAAAGACGGCUGCAGAUGGGUGUUUGGAAAACGCUCCAGAUACGGCAGAAUUCAGCAAAGAGUUCCAGAAACACCAACACCUUUUUGACCCAGAGCACGAUUACCCAGCCCUCGCUAAGUGGAACAAGGAGCUUUUGUACCAAAAACUGAAGGGAGGACCGAAAAGAAGAAAAAGGAGCACCAACCCAUAUCUAUUGGGCAAAAGGCUGGAAAAUGUGGUGGCUAAGAAAUCAGUUCCUCACUUCUCUGAGGAAGAAGAGGACACGCCGACUGUCUCCACCAUCAGCAGAACUACAGUAUAAAAUCCUACACCUGAAACAGUCACUGUAAUUUAUAAUAAUUGCACUGUAAAACCAUUUUAACACCUAAUAUUUUGGCAUUUUUAUUAAAGUCCCAGGACUGUCGUAGUAUGUGCUGGUCCCUUAAAUAUGAACAUGUGAUCAUAGAAUAUAGUUGACAUUUUUACCCAACAAAUGCUACAUUUGUCUAAAUAUGAUGCUAACACUAGCUGUAUGUUAAUGUACCAUAGACUUAACUGGUUAGCCUUUACAUUUACUUGCUUUUAAGAGUACUUGAGUUCUAUCAUAACCACAGAGCUCAUAAACUAAUUCUUUACGUUGAGUUUGUUAGACUUUCAGGUGAAAUAUUGACAGUCAAAAAAAAAAAGUCCUGAAAAAGUAAAGAUUGUAUUUAAGUGAUGGUCAACAUCACAAAAAUGAUGCAUAUCUCUGUUGUUUUUUUUUUAGGUUUAUACAUUUAUCAUCUGUCAUGUGGUCACAGUAUCUGAAUUCUAUCCCUAAACAUUAUCAAAUAAGGUGUUAAAACUUGUGUAACAGUGUAAAAAUAUUAUAUGUUACAAUAUAUUAUAUACAACUUUAUUGAUUUGAAGGAGUGUUGGAUGAGAAUAUUUACUUAUUGUAUUUAUCACUGUACAGAGAUUAAGAUGCUCAUAUUAUAAAGAUGAUUUUUUUAAAGUCACUAUGACUAAGUAAUCACCUCUGUGUCUUGAAGCAAAGAUUAAUCACAUCAUAAUCUUAGAAGUUAUUUAUGAAUAAGAGUAGAUUUGUUAAAGAUUUUAAACAUUUAUUGUGAAAUACUUCACUGUAGCAUGAGACAAAGCUUAUUCUGAUUCAUGUCUUCAUUGUACUGCGGCACAGGCAGCGAGUCUGCAGGUAGACGUAAUCUUACCAAAAUGGUUGUGUUUUGUUUUUGUUUCUGUAAAGUCAAAUAAACCUUUUAUCUGCAUUGA